Messenger RNA from Ricinus communis (castor bean), 2547 nucleotides. Its product is annotated as transcription factor GTE10. Lineage: Eukaryota; Viridiplantae; Streptophyta; Magnoliopsida; Malpighiales; Euphorbiaceae. Bases 668 to 2269 code for a protein of 533 amino acids. The record is from RefSeq and is a predicted model, not a curated record. The transcript has a single exon. Gene Ontology annotation, molecular function: protein binding.
AAAGAAUUAAAUAAAAUUAUUAUUAUAUAUAUAAUACUUGUUAAUCUAUCCAAGACUCAAUAUAACAUUAACAGCUCUCAAAAAUAUGAAAUCACAGAGGAAUUUGAAAUGGGAUUCUUGAUUUUAUUUUGUUGCUGUAAUGUAUCAUCAGGAGGUGAGAAAGCCUAUUUUGUUCCAUUUAGAACUCUUUUAGUGAUUCAGGUUUGGGCCAAUCAGAAGUGCAGUCCCGUUAAAAACGUUUCGGAUUCGGAGAUGCCAGGUGGCAUUGUGUUUCACAAUCCUAAUGGGAGAAGAAAGCUUCACUGUUCUUUCGCAUAUAAAAGUCUUUUCCUAUUUUCUUUCCAAUUUGUUCUUUCUUUCUUAGUUCGUUGUUUAGACAGCCAGAGAGAGGUCCAAAAACCCUAACAGAGCUCACUCUCUCUACUCCAAAACCAAGACCCUUUCGUUUCUCUCUCUCUCUCUCGCUGUCUCGCGUCUGCUUUUAAUCGACCUAUCCAUUGUUUCUACUGUCUAAUUGCUUGUGUACUUAUUUGCAUGUUGAUUUUGUUUUGAUAGGGCAUUGCUUCACUGUUGCAUUAUUGCCUUUUAAGGGAGGUCAAUUUUAAUUGUGUCUGAAAAACUCGGGAAUCUAGCUGCUGCUCCUUUUGUGCUCUUGUAGACCUUCAGAAUGAUGGUUGCCGUGCCUGUAGUAGCAGAGAAAUUGAAGAUUAAGUUCUCUUCCCGUAAGAUAGAUACCGUUUCUGGGAGAAAAGCUUGUGACUUUGCGCAUAAUGUGGAGAAGAAUUAUCAUUCUCGGGCUUGUGACAGAGAGAAUAUGAAGCAGAACCCUAGAGAGCGCAGUGCUAUUAAGCGUGGCCCAUCGGAGAUGGUGGAGGGUCAACAAAAUAAGAAGCGGAAGAUGGACCGGAGUGUGAUACAUCAGUGUGCUUCCCUUGUGAAAUCACUUAUGGAUCAUCCAUGUGGUUGGGUUUUCAAGGAACCGGUGAAUCCAGAUAAACUUAAGAUUAUUAUUACUAAUCCCAUGGAUUUAGGGACAGUAAAAUCGAAAUUGGAGAACGAUCGGUAUUUUAGAAUUGAAGAGUUUGCUGCUGAUGUCAGAUUGACGUUCUCAAAUGCCCUGUUAUGUAAUCCUCCCCCAAAUUGUGUUCAUAAAAUGGCAGAGAAACUGAAGAGGAUUUUUGAGACAAGGUGGAACGCCCUAGAGGAAAAAUGGAAUGCAAAAGAUGGUAAUGGGAAGCCAUUUAAUGCAAGGGCCAAAGAAGUUGGUGACACAGGACAAAUUUGUCCCGAAACACAUCCUUCGCGCAAUGCCGUAUUGCUUAAGAGGUCGAAGCCAUCUGAAGUUAAGCUGCUAAGGUGUUCUUCAGAUGUAAGGGCUGCAAAAGUUAAGCUUUCCAAUAGCAAGGAGUUGCGCCAAAAUUCUUACGAACGCACAGACGAUGGUGGUAGAAAUGCUUGUGGAUCUGUCAAUGUCAAACCAUCUUCGGUUUCUGCUGUUAGCAAAUGUGGUACAUUCGGCAGAAAAGCCUGUCAGUGCAUACUUCCCGGCGAUUCAGCCCAAGCUUCUUCAGGUAUUUCUUCUGAGAGGUCAUCGGGUAGAGAUCAUCAUGCAUGCAGCACUGGUACUUCGAAAAUGGAUGUUCAGGGAAAAUGCAUGUCAAUGCCGCAGAUGAGCAAGUCGGAUCGCGAUUCUGAUGGAGCUGUAAGUGCUCUGGCUGAGGAAAAUAUAUGUCCUAAUUCUCAGCUUAUGACACCUGCAAAAUAUAUUUCUAUUUUUGAUGUGCAACUGUCUCCUACAAAAACGCUCCGUGCUGCUGUGAUAAAGCGUCGCUUCGCAGACACUAUAUUUAAAGCACAGCUUAAGAAACUUCUACAUCAUGGGGACAAGGCUGAUCCAGUGAAGCUGCAGCAGGAGAAGGAAAGAUUGGAAAAGAGGCAGCUUGAAGAAAAGGCUCGGAUUGAAGCCCAAAUCAGAGCUGCUGAAGCUGCCUCACGAAAGAGGGAAGGAAUUGAAUUUAAAAGACAACGGGAGAAAGAAAGAGAAGCUGCCCGAGUUGCCUUGCAGAAAAUGGAAGAAACUGCUGAGAUCGAGCAGAACACAGAGAUUAUUAAAGAACUUGAGAAGCUUAGUGGGUGUUCCCUGCCCUAUAAUUACAGCUUCGGCAGGAGAGGACCAGAAGGAGCUCAUUCCUGUAGCUUACUGGAGCGGCUGGGUCUGAUUUUGAAGGAUGAUAUUGUGGAUGACGAUGAGAUAUUAAAUGGGAUGUAGAGGAAGGAGAAAUAAUUCCAUGAAUGUUUGCCCUCUGGAUAGUUAAAAAGAAAGAUCAUAUCUUUGUUUUCAUUUUAUCUGUCUGGUAAUCGAUCUUGGCAUUGGCAGUGAGGCAAAAAAGACAUUUCUCUGUUUGUAAAUGCACGUAAUUAGUUAGUUAUGGGAUAAUAUGAAUUAGUUGAAUUCUUCACUUUCUUUUUCCUCUCUGUUUAGUCAUUGUAUAUGCCACAAAAAACAAAGACAUUAAUUGACAGAUUCAUUCGUCAACUUUGUAACUC